GCAUCCCCAUGCCUGAAAGUUGAAGAAAAAUAAUAGAAAUUGCUGUUGUAAAGCCGAAAAUAUAAUAUUUAAUAAAAUAAAUAAUCAAAAUGGCGCGGAAAAACGCUCAGGCCGAGGAUCUUUCGAACGUGGAGUUCGAAACAAGCGAAGAUGUGGAAGUUAUACCCACUUUCAAUGCUAUGAAUCUUAAGGAGGAGCUGCUACGCGGCAUUUACGCGUACGGUUUUGAAAAGCCUUCGGCUAUACAGCAGCGCAGCAUCAAGCCCAUUGUAAAGGGACGCGAUGUUAUUGCUCAGGCACAGUCAGGUACAGGCAAAACGGCAACGUUCUCUAUUUCCAUACUGCAGAGUCUCGACACAACGCUGCGCGAGACGCAAGUGCUUUGCUUGUCACCAACACGCGAGUUGGCUGUGCAAAUUCAAAAGGUUAUUUUAGCGCUGGGCGACAUGAUGAAUGUGCAGUGCCAUGUUUGCAUUGGCGGCACAAAUCUGGGCGAGGACAUACGUAAACUGGAUUAUGGUCAGCAUAUAGUCAGUGGCACACCGGGUCGUGUAUUUGACAUGAUUAAACGUCGUGUACUGCGCACAAGAGCUAUCAAAAUGCUGGUGCUGGAUGAAGCCGACGAGAUGUUGAACAAAGGCUUUAAAGAACAAAUUUAUGACGUUUAUCGUUAUUUACCACCAGCAACGCAAGUAGUGCUUAUUUCCGCUACCUUGCCACAUGAAAUUCUGGAAAUGACAUCCAAAUUUAUGACAGAUCCCAUUCGAAUUUUGGUCAAACGUGAUGAGUUGACUCUGGAAGGAAUCAAGCAAUUCUUUGUCGCCGUGGAGCGCGAGGAGUGGAAGUUUGACACCUUAUGUGAUCUCUAUGACACACUCACCAUCACGCAGGCAGUCAUCUUUUGCAACACCAAACGCAAGGUCGACUGGCUGACUGAAAAGAUGCGUGAAGCAAACUUUACAGUUAGUUCCAUGCACGGCGACAUGCCACAAAAAGAGCGUGAUGAGAUUAUGAAGGAGUUCCGCGCUGGCCAGUCCAGAGUGCUGAUUACAACAGAUGUGUGGGCGCGUGGUAUUGAUGUGCAGCAAGUAUCGUUGGUCAUUAACUAUGAUCUGCCAAACAAUCGUGAGCUCUACAUUCAUCGCAUUGGUCGUUCCGGCCGCUUUGGACGCAAGGGUGUGGCUAUUAACUUUGUAAAAUCGGAUGAUAUUCGCAUUCUGCGCGAUAUUGAGCAAUACUACUCGACCCAAAUCGACGAGAUGCCCAUGAACGUGGCUGAUUUGAUCUAAAUUUCAUUUAUACUAAAGCCCCUUCUACGUACUUCGUAGUAGUAUGUACAAUUAACAUUUUCAUAGUAAUAGUAGACAGCAUAUGAAUUGAAUACGUUUGAAGAGUAUUUAUCUUGCAAAAUACAACCAUAAUUUGUAUAUGUAAUAAAGAAUAACAGUUAAGCACUUUAUAAACGAAUAACACUUGUUGUUUGUUAGCAGGUAACUUUUGUAUUGUCAAACAAUUCUCACUGAAUACCAUUGUAGAGAAAGCAAAAUACCAUUUAUAAUAUUUAAACUAUAACUAAAACUAACUACAGACUUUGGUGUAGCGCAAACUAAACCCGUAUAUGAUGAUCCCAAUGACAAUUAAAUGAACCCCAUUAGC
Drosophila busckii is the source of this 1656-nucleotide messenger RNA. Its product is annotated as eukaryotic initiation factor 4A-III. The record is from RefSeq and is a predicted model, not a curated record. The transcript has 4 exons. Gene Ontology annotation, cellular component: nucleolus; catalytic step 2 spliceosome. NCBI's taxonomy places the organism in Eukaryota, Metazoa, Arthropoda, Insecta, Diptera, Drosophilidae. Gene Ontology annotation, molecular function: ATP binding; RNA helicase activity; mRNA binding. The coding region runs from base 90 to 1289 and encodes 399 amino acids.